Messenger RNA from Caenorhabditis auriculariae, 1394 nucleotides. Lineage: Eukaryota; Metazoa; Nematoda; Chromadorea; Rhabditida; Rhabditidae. The record is from the annotation of a GenBank genome assembly.
AUGUCCGCGAGUGUCUUCCCCCUUUUUUUCGCAAGCUUACUUGCCGCUCUCGUCGGUUGCUACCAGCCUGAACGACUCUCCACGGCAGCUUCGGCUACCGAAGUCAGACCUCUGCCGCCUCCUCCACUGGUUCAAAUUUCUCCUUGAGCUGGUCAUAUCUUGUCUUUGCAGGCGUCAAAAACCAUUUUGCCAGAAGAGUUCUUAACUGACUUCGAAAAUAGCUCAGGCGAAGGUUUUUCAAGUUUCUUCGAUUUUUGGAAGUUUAAUCAACGAACUUAGAGCUACGGAGCCAAAGAAGCUUUUUGAAAAGUGAUACUUCCAACUGCAACGACGAGCACUUGCGCUUCAUCAUUAUCUCUGUGAGUCUGUUUGCUUUUUCCCGACAAUGUAGUUUGAAUGAGAAUAAAUGAGCGCUGACCCAAUACUGAAUUUAUUUUUGAUCACCAGCCUUUUUUAUAAAUCAUUUCACAAAACUGUUGUAUAAAAAAAGCAGUUUUUUUGAAAAAAAUGAAAGAAAAAUCAAGCUCGAAUUUUUUUAGAGUCUUCAAAUCACAGUUAAGAGUAUUUUACAAAAAAUGCGCGAAGCUAUUCACCAUCUUUUUUUUGUGAACCGUAUCUUUCUGCAUGUGCUUCAGGUUAUUUUUAUAAUAGCUUUUACACGGCUGGAAUGAGCAGUAUCUGGGAUUUAAGAUGUGUUCGAAACGAUCGAAACUAUGUCGUUCGUGGAAUUAACUUUAUUAAAGUCAUUUUCCAUCGUUAGAAAAAUGUCAAGGAACGCCUUUCUCAAGAAGCCUUUGAAGUUAUUCAAACGAUUUUGUUAAAACGAAAAGUGAACAAAACUAAAAAAAAAUGCACCAAAAACGCAACACGACCGCUUCGCACCCACACAAACACGGAAAAUUCGUCUUUUUAAGCCGAGAAGUUUGGUUUGUUAGUGAUGUAAAUGAUGAAAAUUCAAUAAUUUUGUUUUGGAUUGCAAUCAGCUCUGAAUCAGCUACACGGCUGAAAUUUAAUCUCAAUUUCAAAAAAAUCUCAAAUUUCGAUUUCAGAGUAUUGAAAAAAGUUUGGCGAAGUCGAAAAGUUUGAUUGCGGAGCGCGCGAAAAGAGAUCUUGGCGGCAGGUAUGACGUAAUCUGCACCGACGGGACCUUCUCUUACUUCAUCGCCGCCUCGCGAUUCUGCCAAGAGACCGUUGAGAACGUCUCAUGCGUUGCUUAUCGGUCAGUGGACAGACAAUACUUUUCAUACAGAAAAAAUACAUUUUUUCAUUUUUAUAAACUCUGUUCAACUCUUUUAUAUGCGAAUGAUGGCAGACUGAAUCAAUUGGACGCCGUCGACCUUAACGUCAUCAAUGAAAACGGGAACGACGGCCAAAUAGAGAUGAACGACGAGUAA